AUGCGCUCAUUUCGCAGAAGCUCUUUGCUGGGCCGUCGGGGCGUCUGCUUCUGCUUCUGCUGCCGCUGCUGAAGAGCUGCUGAGACCAGACGAGUCACUGACCGUGCUCCCCUACUGGCAGUGGCAACUCCUGCACCGAUGGACAAAGUUCUCCAAGCCGCCUUUUGUGUAUCUGCUGCUUUGCUUUUGCUUGGGGAACCUAACUGGGCAGGAGCUACUGAGGAUGGAGAUUCCGUCAGCAAGGACAGCGACUCUAAGGGAGCCGGUGGGAAGGAGCUGCCUGCAAUGUAUGUCACAACCAUCUUGGAAGACCCCUACGUGAUGGCCAGAGGCACCGAGCUAGAGGGAUACUGCAUUGACCUGCUGGAGAAGCUUUCUCAAAUGCUGCAUUUCAAGUACAAGGUGGGCGUUGUGAAAGAUGGGAAGUACGGAACCUUGAGUCCCAAUGGAAACUGGACUGGGAUGAUCGGAGAGGUGGUGAGGAAGGAAGCAGACCUUGCCGUUGCCCCAUUAACCAUUACCUCAAUAAGAGAAGACGCUGUCGACUUCACUCAACCAUUCCUUCACACCGGCAUUGGCAUUUUGCUUGAAAAGGAAACGUCCCUCGAGGAGGCCUCCAUGUUCCACUUCCUGACCCCUUUCAGCAAGGAGAUGUGGGGCGGCAUCCUUGUGGCCUACCUGCUCUCCAGCCUCUGCUUGUUCCUUGCCGCCAGAAUGAGCCCCUGCGAAUGGGAUGGAAAUGAAGAGAACCGUUUCACGUUCCUGAACAGCCUGUGGUUUGGAGCAGGGUCGUUCACCUUGCAAGGCACAAUGCCCCAGCCCAGGUCUCUCUCCGUACGGAUAAUUUCUGCCAUCUGGUGGCUGUUUAGCAUUGUGCUGCUGACUGCAUACAUUGCCGGCUUCAGCUUCGUUUUGGAGUCAGGAUCCGAACAGCUCUCCAUCCAGAACUUUGAGGAUCUGGUGAAGCAGAGGCAGCUGGAAUUCGGCACCAUGGAGGGCUCGUCCACCCUCAUGUACUUCAAGAAUUCCAAGAACCCGAUCCAGCAGAUGGUCUACGAAUCCAUGAACAAGAAGAAGGACACAGUUUUUGCAAAGAAUUACCAGGCAGCAAUUCAGCGUGUACUGGAUUCAAAUUACGCUUUCAUCGGAGAGUCCAUCUCUCAAGAUCUCGCUGUUGCCAGACACUGCAACUUGGUCCGCUCUCCGGAAGUCCUAGGGGCCCGGGGUUUUGGCAUUGCUACACCAAAAGGAUCCUCCUGGACUAAUAAACUGUCGGUGGCUAUCCUGAAACUUGGAGAAUCUGGUGAACUUGAUUACCUCCGGAGCAAGUGGUGGGAAAGCAGUUGUUCCCAGGAAGGUCAUGACCAGUGGAGCCCCCUGAAACCGCAAGCUCUGGGAGGGAUCUUCCUCAUACUUGCACUGGGCCUUGUGUUGGGAAUGAUUGUCGCUGUGGUCGAGUUAUCCAAAAAAAGUCGGCGCACAGCUGAACAGGAGAAGAAAUCCUGCUGCCCUGUGUUCACAGAGGAGUUGAGCCAGCGAUUGCGGACGAGAGAAGUCAAGAAGCAAGAGAACGCAGGGAGAACAAAGCCGUGAGACGAUGCAGGCGAAGCACGAGGCCAAACUUUAAUGAACUUCCCCCUGCUUAGUUCUCUCCGACUGUGCAUUCUGUAGCAAGGCUCCCUUGAGCGUCUCAUAACAGUAGGGGAUGUCUGGGGAAACCUAGUGUAGCUUCCUUGGAAUAACAAAUCCUAGAACCCUAACCCUCUCUCGCUCUACGUAACAUUGCAGGCAACUGAAACGUUCAGGGGACUGCAAGUGCCUGGGUUCUGGACUCCAAUAAUUCUAGUGUUCAAGGGUGCAGGUUACUGAUUUCUGUAAAUUGCAAGCCUUAGCAAGAUGACCAGGGCCAGGAGUAGUCAUUUGGAAGCUUAGAAAAAGCUACAC
Messenger RNA from Elgaria multicarinata webbii, 1944 nucleotides. RefSeq names its product probable glutamate receptor. Lineage: Eukaryota; Metazoa; Chordata; Lepidosauria; Squamata; Anguidae. Bases 139 to 1593 code for a protein of 484 amino acids. Gene Ontology annotation, molecular function: transmitter-gated monoatomic ion channel activity involved in regulation of postsynaptic membrane potential; kainate selective glutamate receptor activity. The record is from RefSeq and is a predicted model, not a curated record. Gene Ontology annotation, biological process: monoatomic ion transport; modulation of chemical synaptic transmission; synaptic transmission, glutamatergic. The transcript has 11 exons. Gene Ontology annotation, cellular component: plasma membrane; presynaptic membrane; kainate selective glutamate receptor complex.